AUGAAGACGGAGAGUGUAGUGCAAAACGUUCCAUUCACCGGCAGAAAGAAAAGCCUGAUAGAGGAUGCUCGGAAAGAGCGAGAGAGCAGCUCGUCCUCCCCCGGCCCCUCCCGCUGCGGGGACAACUUUGUGUUCCACGAGAAGAGCGGGAAGGUUACCCUGAACAUCAUCUUUGCUCUGAGCAAUGAGAAAAAUGCUGGGUUCUUCAAGGCUGGCAAAGUUUUUGAGACUUUUGAAGCGCGGCUCCUCCACCUUGAGAGCAGACCGAGCAGACGGUCGAAGAACGGCAUGGCAGAUCUGGAGUUCUUCAUGAAGUGUGAAGUUCACAGCUCCGAUAUCGACAUUUUUAUAAACUCCUUAAAAAGAGUUGCAGAUGAUGUUCGGAUGAUCUCAGAGGAAAAAGUCCCUUGGUUUCCGAGGAAGAUCAGUGAUCUGGAUAAGUGCAAUCACUUGAUCACAAAAUAUGACCCCGAUUUAGACCAAGAUCACCCGGGUUUCAUUGACGCCGAAUAUAGGAAAAGGCGAGCAUUCAUCGCUGAGUUGGCUUUUAAUUACAAACAAGAUGACCCUUUGCCAAGAGUGGAGUACACUCCAGAGGAAAUCGCUACAUGGAGGGAGGUGUACAGAACCCUUACCAGCAUCUACCCAACACAUGCAUGCCAACAGUUCCUAGAGGUUUUGCAGCAGCUGGAGAGAGAAUGCGGUUAUGGAGAAGACCGCAUUCCACAGCUUAAAGAUGUGUCUGCUUUCCUCAAAGAGAGGACAGGGUUUCAGCUGAGACCAGUAGCAGGGCUGUUGUCUGCACGUGACUUCCUGGCCAGUCUUGCAUUCCGAGUUUUCCAGUGCACACAAUACAUCCGCCAUGCCUCUGCACCCAUGCACUCCCCAGAACCAGACUGCUGUCAUGAGCUACUUGGACAUAUCCCAAUGCUGGCAAACAAGGAAUUUGCGGAGUUCUCACAGGAGAUUGGUCUUGCCUCACUAGGAGCAUCAGAUGAGGACAUAGAGAGACUGUCAACGCUUUACUGGUUCACAGUGGAGUUUGGGCUGUGCAAGCAAAAUGGAAAUGUGAAAGCAUAUGGUGCAGGUCUCCUGUCCUCCUAUGGAGAACUCCAGUACGCCCUGUCAAACGAACCUGAGUACAAACCCUUUGACCCCGCAGAGGCUGCUGCUCAGUCGUAUCAGGACCAGACAUAUCAGCCUGUAUACUUUGUGUCAGAGAGUUUUGAAGAUGCCAAAACCAAGAUGAGGCAAUACUCAGCAACUAUCAAGAGGCCCUUCUCAAUUCGAUAUGACCCAUUCACCUGCAGUGUGGAGCUGUUGGAUGAGCCUGGAAAGAUCCAGAAUGCUCUGGCCAAGAUGAGAGAGGAACUGAGGACACUGCAUAGUGCUCUUGAAAGGCUGGGCUAG
This is a messenger RNA of Chanos chanos (milkfish), 1410 nucleotides long. RefSeq names its product tyrosine hydroxylase 2 (gene th2). The record is from RefSeq and is a predicted model, not a curated record. The transcript is spliced from 12 exons. NCBI's taxonomy places the organism in Eukaryota, Metazoa, Chordata, Actinopteri, Gonorynchiformes, Chanidae. Gene Ontology annotation, cellular component: perikaryon; cytoplasm; axon. Gene Ontology annotation, biological process: dopamine biosynthetic process from tyrosine. Bases 1 to 1410 code for a protein of 469 amino acids. Gene Ontology annotation, molecular function: iron ion binding; tyrosine 3-monooxygenase activity.